AAACACCCCAUACCUUUUCCCUUCCUACCCUUGGCCGCAGUCAAACCCUAAACCCUGGCGAGCCGCGGCUACGGUAUAGCCACCGCAACACCGCAUCUCAAGCGCAAGACCUCCUCGCGGCUAUGGCGAAGCGUCUGAUCCCGUCGCUGAACCGGGUUCUGGUGGAGAAGCUGCUGAAGCCCAGCAAGAGCGCCGGUGGCAUCCUCCUCCCGGAGACCACCAAGCAGCUGAACGCCGCUAAAGUCGUUGCUGUUGGCCCUGGUGAUCGUGAUAGGGAUGGCAAGCUGAUCCCUGUAUCUCUGAGCGAAGGCGACACUGUUCUGCUUCCGGAGUACGGUGGGACAGAAGUGAAGCUUGCAGAAAAAGAGUACCUUCUUUUCAGAGAGCACGACAUACUGGGGAAGCUGGAGGAGUAGCUCUGGUCUCUGGACCGUUAAAAUGGAGUUGUUUGAAAGUAGGUAUGCAAGAGUUUUGCCACGGCUUAUCUUUCUUUUUUUGUGUGCGGGGGAACAAAUGAGAAACCCAACCAUUGUGAGAAUUCAAUAACACUGCCUCAUUCUUGA
Zea mays is the source of this 563-nucleotide messenger RNA. RefSeq names its product chaperonin. Bases 123 to 416 code for a protein of 97 amino acids. The record is from RefSeq and is marked validated. Gene Ontology annotation, molecular function: ATP binding; protein folding chaperone; protein-folding chaperone binding. The transcript has 3 exons. NCBI's taxonomy places the organism in Eukaryota, Viridiplantae, Streptophyta, Magnoliopsida, Poales, Poaceae. Gene Ontology annotation, cellular component: mitochondrion.